GUCCCACCUCUACUUCCACCCAAAUCUCGACACUCUUUCCAUCUGGCUAUCGAAAAGCUUUCAGGCUAACGGUUCUCUGCCGGGAAGUCUUGGGACUCUUGGCUGUCUCCAUGUCAGGUUCGACCUUCUGUCAGACUUGAUUUCGAGCACCUAGGAAAAGCAACGGCCGGCAGUCUCCCCCAUCAGGACGGCAAAAGCCCACCAGUCCGGCUCUAUGGUAGUGAAAUCUAUGGAGGGUUCGUCACGAUACCUCUAUUCUGGAUUGGAUCUGCAUUCCUUGGCCGCAUAUUCUCGUGCCAAUCAUAUAGCGAGAUCAUGCAAAGCAUCAGUCGAUCCAUACCAUUGUGUGUGGCAUUUGCCAUGCCAUGCCAUUUUAACAGCCAUCACUUUUUGAUUUUUUCAGUCUGAAAACUGAGGUGGUCUCUUGACACUAUUAGGAGCACUAGUUCCUCUCUUUCGUGCUCUUCCCUUCCGGGGCAAGUCCUAAGCUGGGUCCCGAAUACUUAGUCGGCGAUACGGUUCAAAAUUUAUGUUAGGUUUCAAUGUAGAUUUGAUCGGUCCAAGCUUUGACGGGGUGUUCUCCUGUCCCCUCUCGUACUAUAGCCCUAACUCCUAUUUCUUUAAUACCCUGUCUUAAUCUCGGCCUUAAACCCUGUCUAGUCAGUUGCACUCACUGCAAAAGGUGGCCCAUGGUGCCAAUCACCCAACAUGGCUCUCGAACAGCUCUUCGAACGAGACGAUGCCAAACCUAUUGACAGGACAGUACAGAAAUGGAACACAGCGACUCAGUCACUAUGCAUCGCUGCAAUGACUCUGUUCUUCCUAAUGCGUGCAUACACCCGAGUCUUCCUUCUCAAUGGCUUUAACAAAGAAGACUGGACCUGUUUAGGUGCUUGGCUCCUUGGAGUCUGCUACUCCGUCAUUGCGCUCAUCAUGGGCGCCCAUGGAGGAGGUCUACACAUCGACGACGUAUCCCCCCAUGACCAGGUUGUCUUCCAAAAAACCGUCUACGUAACCAUGGUCAUGUACGGACCAACCGCAUACCUGACCAAAGUCUCACUCCUCUGGAUCAUGACCCGAGUAUUUAGUCCAUUCCGCAAAGCCGUGACCUUCAUCUACAUCUUCCUCGGUGUCAUGCUGGCCUACUACAUCCCCGCCGUUAUCGUCAAGAUCCGAAUCUGCGACCCGAUCUCCAAAUUCUGGGCACCCGAUCAUCCGGGCACAUGUCUCAAUCAGCGUUCCAUUAUCAUGGCCGACGCUGUCGUCAGCGUGGUCAGCGACCUUAUCAUCCUCCUUGUCCCAUUACCAUUAACCCUAGGUCUACAACUCCCAACGAAGAAGAAGAUGCGAGUCAUGGGUAUUCUCGGUGCAGGAGGUCUCGCCGUCGCAUCGAGUAUCAUCCGGCUUAUAUUGAUUGUUUACACGGGCCAGUCGGAGGAUGGUACCAUGGCGUUUAUGCGGAUUAACAUGUUCGGAAAUGCUGAAAUCGCCAUCGGCGUCAUCUGCGCCUGUCUCCCUGCCCUUUCGGCCAUCCUCUCCCGCGUCUACCACGAAUACUCCAACAGCAACAAAGCCACCGGCGGAACCUCCGGUCACGAGCUAAGCAAGAUGAAGAACCAGAGCCGCAGCAUGAAAACUGACAAAAGUCGAAGCCGCAUGAGCUAUCUGGAGAUGACCUCGGACCAGGACGUUCUGAUGCAUAAUGCUCAAAGCGAGCCGAAGGUUGAAACGACCGUUCACGGAGACCGGAAUUAUUAUGGAAGCGAGAACCCUGGUGGAUCGCUCGCUAUCUUCAAAACGGUUGAUGUUGAGACUUCCGUAACGAGGAGGGAGUGAGGCUUUUCCUUGUCUGGAUUAUGAGGAUUAAAAAAAAAAAAAGUGUCAAGCUUAUUGGGCGUAUCUGGGUUUUGGCUACUUUGCUAGGGAUCUGAUAGGCUCGUCUUUGGGUCUUUUUACGAUGUUUUCUAUGAUGAUUCUGUAUAUGUGCUAUAGUUAAUUUAAUGAUAUUUGAUACCCAA
Molecule: messenger RNA, 2018 nt
Organism: Aspergillus caelatus
Lineage: Eukaryota; Fungi; Ascomycota; Eurotiomycetes; Eurotiales; Aspergillaceae
Product: putative integral membrane protein
Exons: 6
Coding region: 709-1836 (375 amino acids)
Source: RefSeq, a predicted model, not a curated record